UGAAGAAGAGGGCCUGGCCACAAGGCCUGCCUCUCUCUCCUCGCUUACCAGUUGUUUUGUGAGUCACAUCCCUCACAAACACUCGCUCACUCCAAUGCUGUCUCUAACUCUGGCCUAGGCAGAGUCGCGGAGGCCGCAGGGCUCCCCUCUCCCCCCUCGGAGGGGGGGAAGAAGGAGCCCAGCCACCCCCUGGCCUCUCACACCUACACACAGCAGACACCAACAGAAGAAUGCCAACAGCUUCCAGUGGCUGUGUAUAUAUGAUUUUGAGCAGAAGCGAACAAAACGAGUGGUGAUUUGCCCUCCAGGGAACACUGCCCUGGCACCCAAUCACCUCUGAGCCCCCGACUCCCGGGGGGGCCAUCUCAAAAUAUGACACUUCUGAACUUCAUCCUCUUAUCAGCCAAAGAAAAAUGUUGCACUUCAUUUUGCAGUAUAAUCUACAUGGAAAUUAUAACUGUAGAUGAAUUGUGGAAGUCACAGAAAUGUGCAAUAUUUUAGAAAUUUUAUGAGCAAACUAUUAAUAGGGUAAAAUGAAAAUAUUAGUAGCAAAGCUUUACAUAAUAUCAGCUAAAAUUUUCCUAGCAAAGUACUCCCUAAUAACAAAGGACCAGCCCAUACAUCUCUCUGAAAAGGCACCCUCUGCCAUCUCAAUUUGCUGUGAACCACAUAGGUUCCUCAAAAAUUUAUCUCUGCAGGCAAUUCCAAAGGUUUUCUUGCUUAUUUCUUAAAGAUCUGAUACAGUAAAUACUUAGGAUUUUCUAUAGCACCUCAGUAUUUGUGCAGGGGCUGAAGCUGGAAGGAGAAAGCAAGAUAUGCUUGCCUAUGGUGGGGUUCAUGUAUCUGCAAGAUGAAUAUUCCCAUUCUGUGGCUUACUCUUACAGUGUAGGAUUUUCUAGGAUUCAGCCUGUCUUUCUAGUCUUGUUUCUACUUAUGGACAUCAAAGGAAGGAGGGCUUCCCAGAAGGUGGGAAGCCAAAACUCUGUGAGCUGGUGGUUUUAUUUAUUUAUAGAUUCCAGAAAGACAUACAAUUGCUGUCAGUGGUGAUUAUAUUGCAAGAUACUGUAUUGGAAAAACAAUUUUAAUCAACAAUCGGAUUCAUCUCUGACUCCAACAGAUUUCUAGUGCUCCUGGCUAGCAAUGCCUGGCUGAGAGCUGUGCACAGAGGGGAAAAGCUUAUAGAUGGGCUCUGCAGAGCAGGGUGGCUCCUGGCAGCAAGCUAGGGAAUUACUAGAACAGGUAGUGUGGAUGGAUCAAAGAGUUGUUUGAGUAUGAGUUUUGCUGCAAACAGACUGCUACCAGAUAUCCUUGCCUUGGUCAGCAGUGAGGGGACCUACAGCAGCUCAUGGGUUCUUAGAAUUAAAGAUGAGUCACUUUAAGGUUAUGGAAUUUUCUUUCCUAUUACUCCACUUCCUCUGUUUUCUAAAGAUAAAUAAGAAAUGAGAGCCUGGAAAUUCUCUUGAGAGGUCCUGCAGCUUGUUUGUUUUGUAAAAAUACUUCUUGUUAUCUAAUUUUGUUACACUUGUUAACAACAGCAGCAGCUUUCCCAUAAAACUUGCCCCAAGUAAACUAACCACAACUUUGACAACUGAGCUGCAGAGCAGAGAAGAUCGUCUUGGAAACUUGAAGAUGAAGUACUUUCUUCUGCCAACUCAUUUAGCAUUUCUCUAUAGCUUUGCACUAAGUAAACCUGUCCAGAUAGCUACAAGAAACAAUGACUUAGGUAGUGAAAUAGCUGUGUAUGAAGGAGACAUCCUCUUGAGAAGAGGACGACGCAGUGCAAUUAACUGUGAGAGUUGUUUAUGGCCUAAGUCACAAGAUGGACUAGUCAAGGUUCCAGUUAACAUCUCUUCUGAUUUCUCCAUAACAGAGAGGUCUUGGAUUGCUGAUGCUCUGCAAGAGAUCUCCACACUGACCUGUGUGCAGUUUGUAAAUCGCACUACAGAAACAGACUACGUGUAUGUCGAACACGGGCAGAGUUGCUGGUCUUACUUUGGAAAAAUUGGAGGACGUCAAGCAGUAGGCCUGGUGAAAAAUGGUUGCAUGGAUAAAGGAGCAAUUCAGCAUGAAAUGAACCACGCGCUGGGUUUCAUCCACGAACAGGCACGGAGCGAUCGGGACAGAUUUGUCAAGAUUAUGUGGGAACACAUAGUGGCAGGGGAACAAGGGAACUUUGGAAAAAUGAAUUCCAGAAACCUGGGUCUUCCCUAUGACUACUCUUCAGUGAUGCACUAUGGCGCGUACGAUUUCUCCAGCACUCCAGGGAAACCAACUAUUGUACCAGUUCCUGACCCCUCUAUACCCAUUGGGCAGAGAGAAGGGCUGAGUAACUUGGAUGUAGCCAAAAUCAACAAGCUCUACAAGUGCAAUUGCUGUAGUUCUGUGUUGCCUAAAUCCAAAGGCUCAUUCUCCUCUGUCAAUUACCCAGCUCCAUAUCCGAACAACAGCAACUGUCUGUGGUUGAUCCGCAUCCGUCGAAGUAAGGUUUUCCUGCAGUUUGAGGCUUUUGAUCUUCAACCCUCCCCAGACUGUUCUUCUGACUAUAUAAAAAUUUACAACGGAAACAGCAGGAAUUCCCCUGUCUUGCUGGACAAGUACUGUGGGAAGGAUUCAUUGCCCUCCUUAGUGGCAUCUGGAUCAACAAUGCUCGUAGAGUUUGCAAGUGAUGAGAACAUUACAGCCACAGGAUUCAGAGCCUCCUACAACAGGGUGAAUUGUGGAGCCACUUUCAGAGAUUCAAAUGGAGUUAUCACUUCUCCAAACUACCCUAAUAAAUACCCCAAAAACAGAGCAUGCUUCUGGAUCAUCAGUUCUCCAGUAGGAUACAAGAUAUCUCUCAAAAUGUUAUCCUUUGAGCUGGAAUAUAGUGACAGAUGCACCUAUGACUACUUGCUCAUACAUGAUGGAAGCCAACCUACAUCACCUGCAGUUGGCCCUUACUGUGGGACAGAGAAGGUUGCAGACUUUACUUCCACUGGGAACUUUGUGCUGGUUGAAUUUCACAGUGAUAUAGUUUGGGAGUUGCCCGGAUUUGUGAUGAGUUAUACAUUUGGUAGGUAAGUCCUAUACAGAUGGGGGUUGAAAAACACAGAAUGAAAAUAAAAGUCCAGCUAGCCAAAGGUAAAAGUCAAAAUGCCACCAAUUUCAGAAAAAAAUAUAGCUCCCUGAUGCCUUUCACAAGCUUGAAGCUUGAUCUCUUAGUCUUACAUCUGCAGUGAUGUAAUUUGCAUGGUGAAUCAUGGACAGAAAUGUUCCUGCCCAUGGGAUGCUUCUGUCUGAGAUUGUAGGCUUUUUGUUUUACUAAUCCCAUUGCUGGUGUUGCAUGGCCAAAUACAAUAGCAGAGCUGAAACUAUGUAAACAGAUUCUUAAGAACGUCUAGUGGUAGAAACUGUGCCCAUAAAAAAAUCCAGAAUAUGGCUAUGUAGCAACUUUAGCCUGUAUUCUGGUAAAUGGUAUUACCCAACUCUAAUUUGCAUUCCAGCAUACAUAACAGAAAAACCUUCAGACACAUACUUAUUUAUGCUUUGAAGCCAAGAUCACUGACACAGUUCCUAAGUACCUGAGCUUAACCUGGAAAUCACCAUUUUACACUGAAGGUGCAAACUAGGAUGUUUGUACAGCAUCUCAACUUGAAGAAUUGCACUACCCUCUGUGAGAUGAAUGAGGUCAGGGAACAAAUUUAACUAAAGAAACAGUUAAGAGUGGCAGGAACAAGCAGUGAGGGAAAGGAAAUGGAGUGAAGCACCUAUUGUUGCCACUUUGCUGUGGCCUGAGUCAGGUAUUGAAAUUGUCCACGGGGUAUUACCAAAAUACUUUUUAAAAAUGAGGCCUGAAAACUUAAUGCAAAGUGCAUUUAUUGAAUGUUCUCUUUGGAGAACAUUUUAGGUGUGAAGUACCUUGUCUGUAGAGAGAAAUCUUCCUCCUCUGAGAAGACAGCUGAAGAGGAGAAAGAAAUCACCACCAUAAACACUAGCACUUUGCCUUGAUUUGAUGUAUUCAGAAUUAAAUGCUAACACCAAACUGAGAGAUACCAAAAUGUAAUAAAUAAUAAAAGUUUUUGCUGAAAUUA
Messenger RNA from Pseudopipra pipra, 4070 nucleotides. Its product is annotated as embryonic protein UVS.2-like. Bases 1630 to 3060 code for a protein of 476 amino acids. Gene Ontology annotation, molecular function: metalloendopeptidase activity; zinc ion binding. Lineage: Eukaryota; Metazoa; Chordata; Aves; Passeriformes; Pipridae. The record is from RefSeq and is a predicted model, not a curated record. Gene Ontology annotation, biological process: proteolysis. The transcript is spliced from 11 exons.